Molecule: messenger RNA, 393 nt
Organism: Symbiodinium sp. CCMP2456
Lineage: Eukaryota; Dinophyceae; Suessiales; Symbiodiniaceae
Source: the annotation of a GenBank genome assembly
AUGGUGGGUGGCCACUCUGGCUACAAGCGACCUUCGCUGAUCUUUUCCAACACCUCGAGCAGCUCGCCCAGCGGAGGAGGUGGUGCGUCUCCGGGAGACAUGUGGUCGUACGUUAAUGGCGGCACGAACACCAGCACGGAAAAUCAAUUCCAGACGGCUGAGAAGGCCGGCGUCAUGAGCAGAGCUAUUGAUUUGUUUGCGUUGCCGUCUGACUCAUUGAUGGACGUUUUCCAUGGCUGUUCCGAGUUGCGCCUUCGUGCUACAUCCUGGCAGAGUACAUCCCCGGAAAGAAGUCCGCCAGCCUGGAUCAAAAGCUCCUCGAUGCAGGCUUCCGGCUGCAAGGCAAAUCAUUGGAGAAGCUACCGGAGGCCCUGGCGGAUGGGCAGCUUCUGA